Acytostelium subglobosum LB1 is the source of this 2037-nucleotide messenger RNA. RefSeq lists its product as hypothetical. The coding region runs from base 1 to 2037 and encodes 678 amino acids. Gene Ontology annotation, cellular component: membrane; GPI-anchor transamidase complex. Gene Ontology annotation, biological process: attachment of GPI anchor to protein. Lineage: Eukaryota; Evosea; Eumycetozoa; Acytosteliales; Acytosteliaceae. The transcript has 3 exons. The record is from RefSeq and is a predicted model, not a curated record.
AUGAUUGACAUCAAUAACAAAAAGACGAGGUUACUCCUUGUGAUUGUAGGAUUGGUGAUGUACUUUGGAGGCAUCGUAUCAAUAUCAUACUUCCCGGCACAGUCACACAAGACUUAUAUGUCGGAGAAUGCAUUGUUACCGGGUGCAGCAAACGUAGAGUUUGAUAGAUCUGAUGUAGAUGCAGCCAUUAGAUACUCACAACAAUGGAAUCAAUAUAUAGCAAAGUGCAAUAAGAAGGAUAGCGUGGAGAAUUGUAGAGUAGAGGCUUCCAAAUGGAUUGAAGAACAACUGCGAGACAUUGGACUUGAGACAUAUACACAUGUAUUCUCCAUCGCUGGCCACGACGAUGGUGAUGUUAGCGAACAAAAGGGUUACAACCUGUACAGUGUUAUCCGUGCGCCCAAGUCAGAUGGCACCGAGUCAUUGGCUCUGACGACCAAGUUUAACGUUAAAGCGAUUAGACUACAGGAAGGCGAUGUUACUGGUGUAGGAUGGAUAUUGGCGAUGGCAUCCAAUUUGCAGAGGAGAGCUAGGACUUGGAUGGCAAAGGAUAUUAUCAUUGUGAUCACUGAUGGCCACUUUGGCGGAUUGGGAAUGAAGGCUUGGCUGUCAGACUAUCACUCGAGUGGGGAGAACGACGCACGCUCGGCUCAGAGCUAUUUCCGUCGCGCUGGCAUGAUCCAGGCAGCGCUCAACAUUGACAUCAAUGAAACAUAUCGUACAAAUCGAUUCAAUAUCCUGGCGGAGGGCUCCAAUGGCCAGCUGCCAAACCUCGACCUCAUCAACACGAUUGCUCGCAUGGCAGCGAAGGAGCGCGUCACUGACACUGUUCAGCUCGCUCUGAAUGAAUCGCCUAUCAACCGUCAUCUUCCCUCCGACAUGGCCACUCUGGCCACAUUCAUGUACAACCAGGCGAUGGGCGUGCCGACGGGCGACCACGGUCUGUUCAACGACUAUCACAUCGACGCCGUCACCAUUGCGCUGCCGACACAACAGCAGCGCCACACCAUCCAUCAGAACUCUGUGAUGGUCAUUGGAACGAUACGCAGUCUCAAUAACCUGCUGGAGCAUCUGCAUCAGUCGUUCUAUUAUUAUCUGUUGCCCUCACCAUUCAGAUACGUGUCGAUUGGCGAGUACAUGAUCUCACUCGGUGCCAUCGUCGGUCCGUUGAUCAUCCUAGUGCUCCUGCUCCUCUUCUCCUUGUCCACCACAUUCAAACCUCCCUCGAUGAAGCUGAUCAAACAACGACAACAGCAACCCAAUGCUGAUCUGGUUGAUCAGCAGCAACCACAACAACAAAAACAACAACAACAACAGCCAAUCACAGUGACAGACACGCCAAUCGAUAUAUUGUACUCAGCCACAAUGGUUGGUGUGACACUCACAAUUGGCCUUCUCUUCUUUUUGGUUCCAUUGACGUUCCCUCGCGCCACACUCUCCCUACUCCAAGACCUGUCGACACACUCCAAUAGCCUGGUCAGCGACGCUGUGCUCUUUGUCUCAUUCGCCACCGUCUACCUUAUAAUCUUCACGCUCGUCUAUCCUCGAUUGGAUAGCUAUUUUUAUCCGUCAUCAAUAUCAACAUUAUCAUCAACGGAAUCAGGAACAGGACCACUCCCAACCACGCCCCGAGGCGGAUCCAGUUUCAAGGUGUUCACAUGCCUCCCAGUGUUACUGUUCAUCACCACCAUGUCACUGCUCAACUUCUCCUUUUCGACGAUUGCAGCCAUUCUCGUCGUCCCUCUAUGUAUACUCCCAAUGCGCUCCUCUUGGCCGAUAUUGCGAAUUUUCCAGGCGUUGGUUACACUGGCCAUCUCUCCACCAAUCGUUUUAUAUCUUCUGGCGAGACUGUACCUCAACCAGAAUGUCUAUACACUGAUCGGCACACUCAUUCGACAAUACCAGCUCUACUCCACACUCUGGCUACCAUUCCUAACUUUGAUAUACAUACCACUUAAUAUCCUAACAUUGAAGUUGGUCAUCACCAGCAGUAGCAGUAGCAGCAGCAGUGGCAGCAACAAGAUCAAGACUCAAUAA